Molecule: messenger RNA, 2220 nt
Organism: Arabis nemorensis
Lineage: Eukaryota; Viridiplantae; Streptophyta; Magnoliopsida; Brassicales; Brassicaceae
Source: the annotation of a GenBank genome assembly
AUGGGAGGAAAACAAGACUCGGCAAAUGCGACCGCGAAAUCGGAAUCCAUGGCGACGAAGGCGAAUCCAGAUCUGUUGAACAGUUUCUCUUUCAAAUCCCUAAAAUUGAAGACGAAGCAGCAAGAACUCCUGAUCCGUGUCUCGAUCCUCGGUCUCGUCUACGUCUUAGCUUUCAUCGCUCGUCUCUUCAGUGUUCUCCGAUACGAAUCCAUGAUCCACGAAUUCGAUCCGUAUUUCAACUACCGUACUACCCUUUUCCUUACUGAGAAAGGCUUCUACGAGUUUUGGAACUGGUUCGAUUCAGAGAGUUGGUAUCCUCUUGGUCGGAUCAUCGGCGGUACGCUUUAUCCCGGUCUCAUGGUCACCGCCGCUCUAAUCUACUGGACACUUCGGUUUCUUCGAUUCUUCGUUCACAUCCGUGAGGUUUGUGUGUUAACCGCACCGUUUUUCGCCUCCAAUACCACACUCGUUGCGUAUUUCUUUGGUAAAGAGAUUUGGGAUACAGGAGCUGGGCUUGUUGCUGCUGCUCUGAUUGCAAUUUGCCCUGGUUACAUUUCUCGGUCCGUCGCUGGAUCGUAUGAUAACGAAGCGGUCGCAAUUUUCGCUCUUUUGUUGACGUUUUAUCUCUUUGUUAAGGCGGUGAAUACUGGAUCAUUGGCAUGGGCUCUUGGCUCUGCGUUUGGUUACUUUUACAUGGUUUCUGCUUGGGGAGGCUAUGUGUUUAUUAUUAACUUGAUUCCGCUUUAUGUCUUGGUGUUGUUGAUUACUGGAAGGUAUUCGAUGAGGCUUUACAUAGCUUAUAACUGUAUGUAUAUCUUGGGAAUGCUCCUUGCGAUGCAAAUUCGGUUUGUCGGUUUUCAACAUGUUCAAUCUGGAGAACAUAUGGGUGCAAUGGGAGUCUUCUUAUUGAUGCAGGUGUUUUACUUCCUCGACUGGGUGAAGUAUCAGCUCAAUGACACUAAGUUGUUCCAAACCUUUUUGAAGAUAACUGUGACAUCGGCUGUUCUGGUUGGUAGUAUUGCUCUGGGUGUAGGAACAGCGUCUGGCUAUAUAUCUCCAUGGACUGGUCGAUUUUACUCAUUGCUUGACCCGACUUAUGCAAAGGAUCACAUUCCCAUUAUUGCGUCUGUUUCUGAGCAUCAGCCAACGGCCUGGUCGUCUUUCAUGUUUGACUACCAUAUUUUGCUCUUCCUUUUCCCUGCGGGACUUUACUUCUGUUUCAAGCGCUUGUCGGAUGCUACAAUAUUUAUCGUCAUGUAUGGUCUCACUAGCUUGUACUUUGCUGGUGUCAUGGUCCGGCUUAUUCUCGUCGCCACCCCAGCAGUUUGCCUUAUCAGUGCCAUAGCUGUCUCUGCCACUGUCAAGAAUUUAACUUCUCUACUAAGGACGAAACAAAAGGUUCCCCUGGCUGGUUCCACGAAAGGAGCCGGUAGUUCAAAAGCCUCUUCGAAGGUUUCACUUGAUCAGUCUCAACCUUUCCAGAAGAAUGGUGCUAUUGCUCUUCUUCUUGGUGUAUUUUAUUUGCUUAGUAGAUAUGCUAUUCACUGCACAUGGGUGACAUCAGAGGCAUAUUCAUCUCCUUCAAUUGUCCUAGCUGCAAGAGGAGCUCACGGGAACAGAAUCAUCUUUGAUGAUUACCGUGAGGCCUACUACUGGCUUAGGCAAAACACUCCCACUGAUGCUAAGAUCAUGUCGUGGUGGGACUAUGGAUACCAAAUCACUGCCAUGGGAAAUAGAACCGUCAUCGUUGACAACAACACCUGGAACAACACUCAUAUUGCUACUGUUGGACGAGCCAUGUCUUCUUAUGAAGACGAGGCAUAUGACAUCAUGAGGUCACUUGAUGUGAACUAUGUAUUGGUUGUCUUUGGUGGCGUUACUGGUUAUUCUUCAGAUGAUAUUAACAAGUUCUUGUGGAUGGUGAGAAUUGGAGGCGGAGUAUUUCCAGUGAUCAAGGAACCUGAUUACCUAGUGAAUGGUGAGUUCCGGGUAGACAAGGGUGCGUCACCAAAGAUGCUGAACUGUCUCAUGUACAAGUUGUGUUAUUACAGGUUUGGUGAGCUGGUCACAGAAUACGGCAAGCCAUCCGGGUAUGAUAGAGCAAGAGGAGUGGAGAUAGGGAACAAAGACAUCAAACUGGAACACUUAGAAGAAGCCUACACAACAUCCAACUGGAUUGUUCGUAUUUACAGAGUCAAACCUCCUACGAACAGGUUGUGA